AUGGUUGCGGUCAAACAGCAGCUUGUGAUCAAUGCCAAACAAGGGGAAAUCCCGUAUGCAACAGCUCUCGCUAUUGCUUUCGGUGGUUAUAAUCCGUCGCUCUCCAUCACUUUUAACGAGAAGGAUCCGAUUGGCAUGAACAUUGAUGGUUUCGUGAUUAAAAACGACAUAACGAUCGCUAGAGUUGUUGCUCAAAGUCUUGGCAUACCAGAGUUUACCGGCCUCAACUGUUUCGAAAAUUUGAAGGUGAGUAAUAUCCUUUUUUUGUCACAUGAAACCCUGACUAUUGUAGCACAGAACGGUUCAGUUUUUGCUAAAAAGGACGCCUGA
Molecule: messenger RNA, 330 nt
Organism: Cooperia oncophora
Lineage: Eukaryota; Metazoa; Nematoda; Chromadorea; Rhabditida; Trichostrongylidae
Source: the annotation of a GenBank genome assembly